Molecule: messenger RNA, 540 nt
Organism: Populus euphratica (Euphrates poplar)
Lineage: Eukaryota; Viridiplantae; Streptophyta; Magnoliopsida; Malpighiales; Salicaceae
Exons: 1
Coding region: 1-540 (179 amino acids)
Biological process (GO): negative regulation of catalytic activity
Molecular function (GO): pectinesterase inhibitor activity
Source: RefSeq, a predicted model, not a curated record
AUGGCAUUUUCUCAAUGUUUCUCCUCUGUUUUUCCCGUUCUAGUCAUCUUCCUCUUGACCAACCCUACCUUAAGUGAAGCCCAAAGCACCCAAGAUUUAAUCGACAGAGUGUGUCGCCAGAUGGAGGAGUACGGUUUCUGCAACGAGGCAUUCCAUGAAAACAUGAAAACCCCUGCAACAGACUAUGUUGGCCUCACAGCAAUAGCAAUAGACGUGGCAAUAAAAAACGCAAGCAACACCUAUGAUUAUAUCGUGCUUCUCGUGAAGAACACAACUAACCCUGAAACGAAGGGUGCUUAUAUGGCAUGUGCGAGUGCUUAUGGUACGGUGAAGUCGUCUUUCGAGACUGGCUUGCAGUAUUUUAACAGGAAAGAUUAUGCUGGUAUGCUUAAGGUUGAACAUGAUAUACCAAGAACACAAGCCAACUGUGAAGCUCGUUUGAGCACACCGCCAACUCCAAAUCCCUUGGCUGAUAGGAACAGGCAAAUGAGGAUUCUGAUUAGCAUGGCCUUAGUCACUGGGCAUGAAAUACCGCAUUGA